AUCGUGGUGUUCUCCACUGCUGCGCGGACGCAGGAAUGGAUCAGUGCGCUUUUACGCACGAACACAUCAACUGUCACCUGACCAGCUGGCGUGAGCUGGCCUGAUGGACUGCAGACACCCACAGCGUUUAGUUCAGUCAUUGUAAAAACACAUAUUUCUAAACCUGUCUAUUAGUAAGAGCCGAGCGCUUGAUGAGUGGAAACGGCAGUAAAAUGCUGCCUUGGAAGAAGAACAAGUUUGAGCUGAUAGAGGAAGACAAGCAGUCCAAGCAGAAGGGCUAUGCGGUGAGCCUCCACUACUCCGCGCUCACCUCCUUGGCCAAAUCGUGCCCCGAGAGCGCGCUGAACAGAGUGGGAGGCAUGUUCAAGUCCAAGAGGAAAAAGGUGAAGAUCACCAGCGAGGACCCCACGUACACGGUGCUCUACCUGGGCAAUGCCACCACCAUUCAGUCCAAAGGAGACGGCUGCACGGACGUGGCGGUGAGCAAGAUCUGGGGCAAAAGCGAGAUGGGAAAGAACGGCACGAAGAUGCGGCUGACCAUCAGCUCGCAGGGGAUACGGAUGGUGCACGUGGACGACAAGGCCAGGAGGCCGGGACAUUUGUACCUGCUGCACCGGGUGACCUACUGCGUGGCGGACCCGAGGCUACCCAAGAUUUUUGCGUGGAUUUAUAGACACGAAAUGAAACACAAGGCGGUGAUGCUGCGCUGCCACGCGGUGCUGGUAUCCAAGCCCGAGAAGGCGAAAGCCAUGGCCCUGCUCCUCUACCAGACCUCUGCCACGGCUCUGGCCGAGUUCAAGAGGCUGAAGAGGAGGGACGACGCCAGGCACCAGCAGCAACAGCUGAUCGGGGAUCAGACGAUCCCGCUGGUGCCCCUCAGGAAGCUGCUCAACGGACAGUGCUGCUACAAACCUCCGGUGGAGCGCAGCCGGAGCGCGCCCAAACUGGGCUCCAUCACGGAGGACCUAAUCGGUGAGGAGGAGGAGGAGAAAGCGAUGCACUUCGAAUGCGAGGACAUCCUGGACACGGACGAUGCUUGCGAGGCGAACGGCAAACAGGAGCUGAGUCAGAUUAUUAACGACCUGGGAGAGAUGAGCAUAGGGAACGACGUGCAGACACUCAAAGCUGACCUCAGGGUCACCAGACUCCUGUCCGGGGAGAGCACGGGCAGCGAGUCCUCCAUAGAGAGCAGUCAGGAGCCCGCUGCGCUCCCAAACGGCAUGGGCGAGAGAAAGGCGCUGGAGACCGCCUGAAGAAUUUGGGCACUUUUACGCAUAGCUUUUACUGCGUCGUGCGCGCCUCCACAAGAGAACUAAACACCUGUUUCAAUCUGAUCUGCCCCUUGCCCCUGUCACAAAGUCAAAAGAAUUCAUUCCCCAAAAAGGAAUGAGUGACUUUAGGAGUGCGUAUCCAUCCGUGCGCCCUCGGACGCCACUCAUGCUAUUUUAUUUGUGGCUUUAUUGUAACUUCAAGCUUGCUUUUCCCCACUCCUGAAAAAUCUUUUUGUUUUUCUCCGUUAAAAUUUUUUCCAUCACACUCCCCCAAAAACUUUGCACGUUCUUUUUCUUUCCUAUGUGGUGAGUCGAAACAGGCGGCGUCCUCAAUUUUCCCCAUUUUCAGGGCUGCUUUUGCAUUUAGCCUGUUGAGUUAAAUUUGUUUUGCACUGUGGUGGAGUUUAUUCAAGUAUAAUGUCGGUUACCACCUGCUGUCUGUUUGGUAUCUUGUUCUUAACACAAAUGUCAUAUCUUUGCUGUGCAAAAGAGAAAAAAAAGACCUUUGUGUACUAAAAUGUAAAUUAAGAUGCUUUAAGUAUAAAUAUACUAUUUUUUAAAAAAAGAUGGAAAAAAAUGUGGUUUGGUUUGUGAACCUCAGAAUUUCAAAUAAAAACAAAAGAAAAAAAAUGAU
Molecule: messenger RNA, 1905 nt
Organism: Thalassophryne amazonica
Lineage: Eukaryota; Metazoa; Chordata; Actinopteri; Batrachoidiformes; Batrachoididae
Gene: fam43a
Product: family with sequence similarity 43 member A
Exons: 1
Coding region: 192-1253 (353 amino acids)
Source: RefSeq, a predicted model, not a curated record